AUGGAUUUUGAAAAUAGUGUAAAUGGUCACCCAAAAGACAUUGAGCGUCAAACUCUACUUGGUGACUAUAAAGUAAAGAAACCAUUGAGAGAUACCAAUCUUUUCAAUGUCAUAGUUCUAGGUUUUGCAUUUUGUAUUCUUUUUAUUGCAUUCUCUCCGACUCAAAAUUUAGAAACAACGAUUAAUAAGAAUGCUGGUUUCAUUUCAUUGACAAUCAUUUAUGCAUGUUUGUCACUCUCUAAUUUCGUGUCACCAUUGAUUGUUUUAAAGGUCGGUGAGAAGUACUCACUGAUUAUCGGUACACUCACCUACAUUGCAUAUAUCGCUGCCAACAUCUACACCAACACCAUAUUGCUCUAUAUUGCAUCUGCAGUUCUCGGUUUCGGUGCUGCCAUUCUCUGGACUGCCGAAGGUGCUUUUGUCAUUCGUUGUUCCACCGAAAGUACUCUAGGUUUCCACACCGGUUUAUUCUUUGCAUUAUUCCAAGCAAACCAAAUCGUAGGAAAUCUCGGUACUGCCGAACUCAUUAAAGCCGGUUAUUCUGAUCGUACUCUUUUCAUUAUCUUGACGAUUACAUGUGCUGUUUCCAUUUUUAUUUUCUUGUUUUUAGGUAAUCCAGAUAAUUCAACAGAUGAUAAACCAAAGGAGAUAUUAUCAACCAAAGAAAGAUUGAUGUUGACUCUCAACUUGCUAAAGGAUAGACCAAUCCAAUUGUUGAUUAUUGCUUUGUUCUACAGUGGUAUCAGUCAGUCGUUCUUCUUUGGUGACUUCCCACCAUUAGUCGGAAAGAACAAUCUCGGUUAUGUUAUGACUGUAUUCGGUGUUUGUGAUGCACUCGGAUCAGUGAUCAUCGGUAAGGUCUCUGAUAUCAUCGGAAGAAGUCCAAUGAUUAUCUUUGCCACUCUCUGUUGUCUAGGUGGUACCAUCUUUACCUACAUCAUCGACAGAUACAUCUCUGACCACCAAUUGGUUCUCUAUUUCGUGUGUGCCGGUAUGAUGGGAUUUGCCGACGCCGGUUACAACACUCAACUCUACUCAUUGUUAGGUUCACUCUACCCAACCAAAGGUGAAUCAGCUGCUGCCGUAUUCAAGUUUAUUCAAGCUAUUGCAUCUGCUUUGGCAUUCUUCUACGGUCCAUACACCAAUCUUUUCCAAAAUGUAGUGAUCACCGGUUCAUUGGUGGUUCCAUCUUGUAUUUUAUUCGUGAUCGUCGAUAAAGUAUUCAACCAAAAGAAAACAGAUACCAUUCAAACAACACCAAAUACUUAUUAA
This is a messenger RNA of Heterostelium album PN500, 1272 nucleotides long. RefSeq lists its product as uncharacterized. The transcript has 5 exons. Bases 1 to 1272 code for a protein of 423 amino acids. The record is from RefSeq and is a predicted model, not a curated record. Lineage: Eukaryota; Evosea; Eumycetozoa; Acytosteliales; Acytosteliaceae.